Talaromyces marneffei is the source of this 1092-nucleotide messenger RNA. RefSeq lists its product as uncharacterized. Gene Ontology annotation, biological process: nucleotide-excision repair, DNA damage recognition; UV-damage excision repair; nucleotide-excision repair involved in interstrand cross-link repair. The transcript is spliced from 3 exons. NCBI's taxonomy places the organism in Eukaryota, Fungi, Ascomycota, Eurotiomycetes, Eurotiales, Trichocomaceae. The record is from RefSeq and is a predicted model, not a curated record. Gene Ontology annotation, molecular function: damaged DNA binding. Gene Ontology annotation, cellular component: nucleotide-excision repair factor 1 complex. Bases 1 to 1092 code for a protein of 363 amino acids.
AUGGAGAGAUCUACGACUCCGCCUGCCUCGGCGGCUCAACACGGCAAACUCCCGCGAGGACCUAUCACACCAGAACAACAGCGUCGAAUAGAAAUCAACCGAAUGAAAGCCAAGGCUAUACGUGAGCAACGCGAAGCUGAAGCAGCAGCAGGCCAGCCAGCAGUCCCGUCCAAAGUGUCCGGCGUAAAGCGGUCCUUCAACACAAUGACAUCAACCCAAGGACCCUCUACACUCCGCGAUGCAGCCAACAACCGACCUCUCGAGAGCAUCAAACCCGCUCGCGCAUUCUCCAAAUAUGUCGAAUACGAGUUCAGUAAGAUGACUGAUACAAAGGGUGGUUUCUUGACGCAAGAGGAUGAUCCACAUAACAAAGCAUUACAUGUGACCGAUGGGAAGGAGCAGAAACCGGCGAAUAUGACUCAGAAAGAAUGGGAGAGGAAUCUCCUUUUAGACGAUUUGAGGAGAAAUAAAGCCGGCCCAUUCGAGCCUGGCUUGAGUGUGCUUGAUGAGAAGGCUAGCCAGAGGGCGUGUAGAGAGUGCGGCAGCCUGGAGAUUGAUUGGAAAUGGGAAGAAGCCUUCAAAUGCUGCGUGUGCAACACCUGCAAAGACAAAUUCCCUGAAAAGUAUAGCAUGUUGACCAAGACUGAGGCAAGGGAGGAUUAUCUUCUGACAGAUCCGGAACUCAAGGACGAGGAUCUCCUGCCGCAUCUCAAAAAGCCCAACCCCCACAAAUCUACAUGGAAUGAUAUGAUGCUUUACUUACGAUUCCAAGUUGAAGAGUACGCAUUCUCAUCCAAGAAAUGGGGUUCUCCAGAAGCCCUCGACGCAGAGUUUGAAAGGAGAGAAGCAGAAAAGAAGCGCAGGCGAGAAGCCAAGUUCAAGCAAAAGCUCACCGACCUGAAAAAACGUACUCGAGUCGAGGCUUAUCGUCGCAAUCGGCAGGGACCUGCUGGCGGCAAUUUUGGCGAUGAUCUUGGUGGGAAGAAAAAGCAUGUGCAUGAAUGGGGCAGGCAAGCAGAAAAUCCCGAGACGGGGAUGACUGUGAAGACUUGUGUUGAAUGUGGGAUGGAGGUUGAGGAAUUAGAGCUAUAA